Amoebophrya sp. A120 is the source of this 4291-nucleotide messenger RNA. The record is from the annotation of a GenBank genome assembly. Lineage: Eukaryota; Dinophyceae; Syndiniales; Amoebophryaceae.
GGUGCCCGAAAAAGGAUCCGAAGAAAGUAAAAAUUGUAAAUACCAAAGAUCAUGUUGCAGCGAGCGCCAUCUUCCCCCAAGCCCGGUGCAGUCAGCUCUCUCAGUGCGGGGGAGCGGCAUCUGUUUACGUUGGCUGCACUGUGCCUGAUUCUUUUCAUUGUCUUGUUUUCGUUGUUCCGGCUUUCCUCCAUCUUCAUCCCUUUCCUCGUCGCGUUUUUCCUCGCCCAACUACUAGAGCCCGUCGCGCUUUACUUGGCGACGCCGCGGGGGUGGCUGGCAAAGUGGAUCUGGAAGCGUGAGUACGACGAGCGAGUAGCCGCGAAGGAAUUCUUGGCAUUGCGGGACGCAGUGGAAGAACGACGCAGAAGUAGUACAACACACGACGCCGAUAGUGAUGGUCUUGGCAGUUGCGCGCAAGGAACUCGAAGAACAUCAGAACCGCCAGGACCAAGACACGCUGCUCAAGAUCGCGCCAGGAAGAACGGCGACCAUUGCAGCUUGGCGAUAAUAGAGGAUGCAGAAGGUGGGUGUGAUCUCGGUAAGGUAAACACUCGCGACGGAGGUGUCGCAAAUCCUGGUAAUACGACGAGAAGGACAUCAUCUUCUACCUCUUCCUCCUCCACCAGUAGGCGCUCAAGAAGGAGUCUUCGAGGAAGCGGUGAGAUAGCAAGACGAGAAGCUGCAAGUGCACACGACGAGGAAGAUGCUGCGAGAAAUAGCGAUGUGGAGAAGGUGGAAUACGACCGUGUAGUUCCGGACGUGCUUGCAGACACCCAAGAUCAUCUGCAGGAGGUGAACCUCGAACUACAUGCUGGCAGAAAAGAGCAAAGUCGAAGAGGCAGAGCCUCUGCCCGCCCCCGACGUGCAUCCAAUACAACAAACCUAACGUACCAAGACCUCGAUCCUGAGCGGUGCUGGGUGUGCCGGGAGGUGGGGCGCAAAACCUUUCUCGUCUUCACGGACGCACUGAUCCUCAUCUUCUGUCUGGGUCUGCUGUUCGGGUGCGUUAUCUUCCUCUAUGCAUUGCAAAAGUAUCGUACUCGUAUAAAUGCAAUACAAAUUUCCUAAGCAACAGCAUGAGAAAUACAAUUUGUAAUGCGGAUUUGACUUGGAAACAAGAUUUGUAAAUGCAUGACUGCAAUACAACGAGUAAGAUACUUUUGCACAGGAUAUCCUCGUCAUGGGAUUGACGAACGCGUUGCACGACGCCCCUGCGGUAUGUUGGAAGCGUCAGGUUUGAAAUCGUCAGAGUUGAAAUGAUUUGCCAUGCAUAAAAUGCAAGGCAUGAAGUGCCUGUCUUGCCGGGAUGGCAAGUGAGGCCGCGCGUCAGCCUGUUUAGGGUUUGAAGUAGAGCUGCUAAAGGAGCAUGACAAAAGCAGUCGCCUGUGCCGAAACAGCAUGACAAAUUGGAUUCCGGUGCUCGGAAAAUUUGUCAUGCGCCGCUUGGAAAUUGGGCUUCCAACUGGUAUCCAUUUUAUGCAUGACAAAUCAUUUCAACUUUGUCGAUUUCAAAACUGACGCUUCCAUACGCGGUGUUUCAGGAGUAUCUGAAGGGCGAGAAACUGAAGUCUCUCAUCGACUUCCUUGACAAGCACGGAAUUCACAACAUCACGCCGGAAACCAUCAUCCAGAAGAUCGAGGGCCCGCUGGAAAACAUCAUCGGCGGACUGCUCAGCUUUCUCACCACCAGCAUCUUGGCCAUCAUGAUGCUGUGCUUUUUUCUGGUGGCGAGCCUCAGCGAGGCCCACCCGCCGUUGGCGGCGAGCUACGUGCAACUGGUGUCGCUGAAGUAUGGCGCUCUCAACUGUUACAUUCUCAACUGUUACAUGAUUUGUCAUGCAAAUUCACCACCAAGAUCGCCACGAUUAAGCUGCUUCGCAUGACAAACAUCCGAAGGGCUAAACAGGAUCUAAAUCUGUGCCAAAUCUGUAAUGCAAAAGGCGCAUCCUUCCUCCUUUCACUUUCGCCGUUCUUGCAUUACAAAUCCAUGUAACAGUUGAGAAUGUAACGUUUGAGAACGCCAUAUGGAGCGGAAACUCUGCGAAGAGUGGAACUACCGCACUUCUUCGUCCUCUGGCGGAGGUGGGGACGGGUCGUAUAGUUCAUCUGGUGGAGCCGCAACGAGAACAAAUAGAGGUGCCGGGGGCUUCGGCGUUGCCGGAGCCGCAAGUGGAUUCAUCCCCUUGGAACUGCGGCGUGGCCCCGGAAGCACGCCUCUGUUCGAUUUGUACAACAUGGCUGGGCGCAGCGACUGCUCUACCACCUCCCUCCCGCCGUUAGCCCGUGGCUCCUCGCUCUCCUCCGGCCGGAAAAGUGCGCCGCCGGUGCUCGCGGCGGCGGACGAAAAUUUACAGGAAUUGCAAUUCAUGGCCGAGCAACAGAAACAAGGUUCAAAUUGUCCUCGGAAAAGCAAUUUUGUGUCCGGCACUGGCGCAACCGCGUACUCACAACACGAACUCCAAUCUGGAACAGCAUCUGCUGGAGGAGUCUUUGCGCAGGAUUAUUUUGAAAAAACGACCAUAUCAACCGACGACGAUUCCUCCACUGUUGCACCCUCAACGCUGGUUGAACAGCAGGGGGAGCUUCUGGACCACCAGCUACAGGUAAUCACGUUGGAGGAAGUUGCUGGUGGUGCAGUUGCUGGCCCACCUUGUUAUGCUCCUGCAGAACAACUCGGCUGCACCGCAGCCGGCGGGAACUGCAACGCUACAAAAGACCCUGCCGCGACGACCUUGCAGAUGCAUUCUAAGAAUCGGGACCCGCCCGGCGCUACCACGACCAAUAGCAAGCAGACGACCGCCCCUGCGAACAAGUCCUCUGCAUCUUCUAGCGAAGAGGCCGCAAAGGUUUUCGCUGGCCAGUUUCUGAAGCAGGCCCGGCACACGAUUCAGCUUUUUGUCGUGCUGAAAACCUUUCUCUCCGUGCUCGAGGGCGUGCUCGUCGGGAUGCUGCUAGCCGCAGUGAAGGUCGAUUUCUGGUUUGUCUUCAGCGUGAUCACCUUUCUCAUGAACUACAUCCCUGCCAUCGGUGGAGCCAUUUCGCUGAUCGGCCCCGGUGUGUUCUGCUUUUUGGAUCCCAAAAAGACGUUCGCGGACCUAGUCUUAAUCACCGCCGGCGGGGGCGUGUUGCACACCUUCGUCGGGAAUAUCAUCGAGCCGAUAUGCACUGCAAAAGUAUCGUACUAGUAUAAAUUGGAUUACAAAUUUUCCCAGGAACAAAAAUGCAAUUUGUCAUGCUAUCUCAGGUAGAAAGUUGGAUUUGUCAUGCAUGUCUGCAAUUAGUACGAGUGCGAUACUUUUGCACAGGAUAGCCGAGCAUUUUUGGCAAUGCGUUCGAGUUGGAUCCGGUACGAAAUGAUGGUUUUGCUUUUCACGAGAACAGGAACGCCAACACAUCAGUUUUGUAUCGACCGCGAAUCGUCCUGGUCUUAGAAAUGAGUAAACCUGGAAUGUAGUCGAGCGAAGAUUCACUUAAAGUUGAAACACACGGCGACUGCUCACACAUGAUGAGUAAUGCAAGAUAUAGAAUUUCAAAUCUUAUCAGAUCGUCGUCCUAUUCGCUCUCGUAGUCUGGGGCGCCUUGUGGGGCGUGGUUGGUGCGAUUCUCAGCGUGCCGCUGACCUGCUGCAUCAAACUGGCGCUCGCGCCCUUCAUCGACCGGCACGCGUACGCCCUGGUGUGUUUUUACGCCUUGGAAUUCUCUUUGCCGCCACCCGCGGCGUGGAAAAGAUUGGAGGACCGACAGAGAAGGGCGGAAAUGGCGAUAGGGUCUUGCAAGGUGUGACGACUGUGUUUUCUUUUCUCACCAACUACUGGCGAGUUAAGUACUUACUUUCUAAUGGAGAAAUACAAGUAAGCAUGUCAUCGUGUAUACAUAAAUGGAAAAUUCUUCCGAGACCAAGAGCUGAUGUAGUCCGGUCUAUGUUUUGCAACGACAUUUUGCACCAACACCUAAGAAAUGCAAUUUUUUGCGUCUGGUAGAUCCUCCUCUCCUGGAAAUGAAUGUGUAGAAGAAAGAGAAACAAAAGCAACGAGUGAUAAAAGAGAAAUAAGCAGACGAGGACAUCUGCUACGCCACCAAUUACUUUAUAUUACUUCUGUCUCGACAAGUAGUCAAAUCUUGUGGUUGGCCACCGGAUUUCGAAUGUUGACCACAUAAACUCGCUAUCGCUUCUUCUUACCCGCCCAAGCAUUGCAAACACCGUCCGAAACGUUCGACUUAAGUCUGGUUUUGCAAACACCUCAACGUGGAUGCUUUGUGGUACUGAAAAUCAAACACAAGCACAUUUGAC